UGUCAAUUUUGCUGCUCCUUGACUGGUUGAUUUUGCUGAUAUUUUUAUUUUAGUUAAAGAGUGAAAAGUUCAGAAAACAAACUAGAGAAAUUGAAUGUUCGCGGGUGGGGCAGGUUGAAAGUUUGCGGGUUAAGGCUUCAUCCCCUCCCCCCUGCCUUGCCCGCUUGCCAUCUCUACUUGCUGUCGCUCUUCCUCUCCUUUCUUUUUGCGCUAAAAGCUGUAUCUCAUACUGUGAAACACCUUUUAGUUCUUUGAUUUCUAUUGUCAAGGGAAUUUUUCUCUUAUGUAACAAAUUGUGAGCAGUUAAGAAUUUUCUUGUAUAUGCCAAUGCAAAAUAGAAGUGAAUCUAUUAUCUUUUAAUCAGCAGCUUGGAGGUGUAAAGUGCAAUUUCCCCAAAAAAUACGAUGGAAAACUCAUUUGUAUAUUUAUUCAGUGGAAGAAAAGGUGAUAAAAACCUUGGAGUAUCACAACUAGUCAAAAACAGAUGAACAGGUCCAAGAGUGUACAAGUAAGGGUGCAAUAAUUGACCUAUACCCAUAUGUGGAAUGUAGGACCCAAACACCACUAAAUUCAUUCUUCCAGACAUGAAAGAAAUGAUAUUGUGGUCUGUGAGUUUCAACAAGUCACGUUCCAAGGGUCAUGUAGAUUCUUUUUCAGGUUUCAAGAAACAGUUUGGCUUUUUUAAUCAUACUUUACCUUUCAGUUUCAUUUCUUUGCUAUUUGUAAAUUUUGGUCUUAUAAUUUCUCAAAUUCUCUUUUUAACAACAAACUGCAGCAUUGAUUUUGACUUUUUGCAGAUUUUGUUUGAAUCAAUCUGCAGAAACAUUCAACAGCUUCUUCCCAGCUGCUAAAUAUAGGAAACUAAUAAAGAGAGGAGCAAAAAUUUUGCGAAGCAGUAUUUUGUCCUACAGUUGCUGAGAGAGAUGGCUUAUGUUGCUGUGAUUUCUCUCUUACGAACUCUGGAGCAACUUGUGCAGCUGCAGCCUCAUUGGAUAAGUGCCGAAACAAGAAUAAUGGCGAACUCUCUCCUUGUUAGUCUUGAAUAUUUCCAAAACUUUCUCGAGAACACGAGCAAGAGAAGUCAAGAUCAUGGACAGAUUAAAGAGCUGGAGAGAUAUAUUAGAACUGUAGUAAAUGAAGCAGAGGAUGUGAUUGAACUAAAGAUAUAUGAAAUUAAUCAACUGGAUCGAAUGAUGGCAAGCAAGGCAUUAUACGAAAUCUUGCCUCCAUUUGUAGAAAAGAUUGACCUUCUGAAAAGGGAGGUGAUGGAAAGUAGUUUCAGUACAGAUAAAAUCCAUGGCUAUGGUGAUCCAAUGAAUGAGAAUCUGCAGCUGGGUCAUUCAUCUAGACAAGUUGCAAAUCUGAAUCUAGAGACUAUUGUUGUAGGUCUUGAGGACGACUUGAUGAUAAUCAAGAGAAGAUUAACAGGGCCCCCGUCUACUCGAGAAAUUGUCCCGAUUCUGGGAAUGGGGGGGAUAGGCAAAACGACACUUGCUAAAAAGGCAUACGAUGAUUCUGAAAUCAGGCACCGGUUUGAUGUCCAUGUUUGGGUGACAGUCUCUCAAGAAUACCGAAUUAGAGAUUUGUUGUUAGGUGUUCUUUCUUGUACUUCAAAUGAGGUCAAAGAGACUGAUGAUCAACUGAUGGAUAUGAUAUACAAAAACUUAAAUCGUAAGAGGUAUCUAGUUGUCAUGGAUGAUAUUUGGAGUAAUGAUGUCUGGGAUCUUAUGACAAGAACUUUUCCAGACGACAACAAUGGUAGUCGAAUUAUUUUGACUAGUAGGCUUAAAGAUCUGGCUAUUCAUGCUGACCCUGACAGCCCUCCUCAUGAGAUGAGACUCUUGAGUUCAGAUGAAAGUUGGAAGUUACUUCAUGACAAGGUGUUUGGGGUAGAACAUGAGAUUUGUCCUCCUGAACUAAAGGACAUCGGGAAGCAAGUAGCACAAAAAUGCCAAGGACUACCUUUAGCUCUUCUAGUUGUUGCAGGAUAUCUCUCUAAAAUUGCUAGAACACCAGAAAGUUGGGGAGAUGUUGCCAAAAGUGUAAGUAAAGUUGUUGCUCAUGAAUCAGAUAUAUGUCUAGGAGUGCUUGCUAUGAGUUACAAUUACUUACCUAAUCACCUUAAACCAUGUUUCCUUUACAUGGGAGUCUUUCCAGAAGAUAGCGAGGUUAACAUUGUGACAUUGAUCAACUUAUGGGUUUCUGAGGGUUUUCUAGGGAAAGAAAGGCUCAAAAGCAUGGAACAAGUGGGAAGAGAUUGUUGGGAGGAUCUUGUUAGUAGGCAUCUGAUAAUGGUUAGAAAGAGGAGAUUUAAUGGCGAGGCGAGAACAUGUGGUGUCCAUGAUCUGGUUCGCGACUUGAUUUUAAGAGAAGCUGAGAAAGAGAUGUUCUUGCAGGUUACUAGAACUCACGAAGCCACGAAUCCUUUGGCAAAGAAGCUUCAUGUUCGUCGCUACAGCUUCCAUCCGUACAUUUAUGAGGAUGAUUGCUGGGAGGAGUCCAGUUUCAUCCGAACAGUGCACUUACGUGGAUUUGGUGGAUUUUUUCAUUUUGAGCACUUCAAACUGCUAAGAGUGUUGGUAAUCCCUUAUUAUGAGUUUCGAGAUUUCCCUCUUGAGAUAACAGAAUUAGUACAUCUCAGAUACCUUCAGUUCUGGUGUAAUGAUGAUAUUUACCAGUUAGUGUCAAAGCUAUAUAAUCUGCAGACCUUCAUUUUUCGUCACGAAGCUCUUAAACCUCCAACUAUACCUGAGACAAUUUGGGAAAUGAAACAUUUAAGGCAUCUUCAAGUCGUCAAAAGAGUCUUUUCUCUUGCAAUCCCUAAGUCUGGUUUCAAGCUAGAAAAUUUGGAGGGACUUUCCUGUCUAAAUUUGUCCAGCUGUACUUAUGAAAUGUUUUCUGCUAUUCCAAAUCUUAAGAGGCUGAAGAUUCAUGGAAAUUGGAGGGAAUGCAAGAGAGAGAAGAUUUCCCAGCACCUAGAUAGUCUUUCCUGUUUAAAAGAACUUGAAAUAUUGAAGUUCAGGUACCAAGGAGCCUACCGUCGCCAGCUACCAAGGAAGUUUUCUUUACCUACAUCUCUGAAGAGGUUGACUUUAACAAAUACUCUUUUUCCACCGGAAGACAUGACAAAUAUUACAAUGUUGCCAAACCUCGAAGUGCUUAAAAUGAAAGAUGUAUUUGAUAGUGAUGAGUGGAGAUUAAAUGAUGAAGAAAUUUUCAGUCAACUUAAGUUCCUCCUAAUCAGUGUGACGUUUCUGAGGCACUGGGAAGCUGGGAGUGUUAACUUCCCAAAACUACAACGCGUAGUUCUGAGAAGCUGCAUAGGCCUGGAAGAAAUCCCUAAAGACUUUGGAGAAAUUUAUAGCUUGGAGUCAAUAGAAUUGUAUGACUGCAGUAUGUCCGCUGCAAAAUCAGUGGAAGAACUUCAAGAAGAGCAAGAGAGCAUGGGGAAUGAUUGCCUUAGUGUCGUCAUCAAUAAUUGCGUGUAUUGAUGUUUAAGUUCAAGAAAGGUUGUCAUGCUUGUUAAGAGAAAAUGGUGUGCGUGUGAUGGCUUCAAUUGGAGCUCUGGAUUUUGGAAAAGGCAUCGAUGACUAUGCAUCAAGCAGAGGUAUAAGCAUCACAAUAUGUAGCUACUGCCUUAAUUCAUAUCUAUGCAAAAUGCGGCAAUCUGGAUGAUGCAUAUCAAAUUUUUGAAAGCAUGCCUAGAAAAAUUAAGUCUUUUGGAAGGCAAUGAUCGCUGCUUUUGCCUUUCACUGAAAAUCACAAGAGGCGUUAUCCCUGUUUGAGCGCAUGUCACUCAAGAGUAGUGAUUCCCGCCCUGAUGAUGGCAUGUUUGUUGGAGUACUCUCUGCAUGUGUACAUGCAGGAUUGGUUGAUGAAGGCAGGCACUUGUUUGAUAUAAUGAGUUCAUCAUUUGGAUUGGUUCCAAAAGUUGAGCAUUUCUCUUGCAUGUUUGACCUUUUGUCUCGUGCUGGUCGCGUAUAUGAAGCAUGGGAGUUUAUUGAGAAGAUGCCUCAAAAACCAGAUGAGAUUUUAUUUGGAGCAUUGCUUGGUGCCUGUCAAAAGCUCAAAAAUAUUGAUGUUGGUGAAACGAGUAAUGCAGCUACUUCUGGAGAUGGAACCAUCGAAUUCGGGUAAUUGUAUAAUAUCAUCAAAGAUAUAUGCAAAUCUCAGAAGGUGGGAUGAUUCAGCAAGGAUGAGACAAUUAAUGCUACAGAAAGGCGUGGCCAAAAUUCCAGGCUGUAGCUGGAUUGAGAUGGAUUCUCAGCUUGUUGAAUUUCGUACUGGCAAUCCAUCACAUCCAAUUGAAGAUGAGAUUCACCAGGCACUUGACUUGUUGUAUGAGGAGAUGGCCAUAUAAGGUUAUGUUCCAAAUGUGAAUCUUGUGUAGAAAGGUGAGGAUGGAGAUAUUCUAUAUCUUGCUAUGCUUAUCAGGUGGAACUGAACGUAUUUAUAAGAACAAAAUAGGAGAAAAGAAAAGGGAAAAGCAUGUAACUUGCUGCACAUAUUGUUGGAUAGGCCACUGGAUACCUUUGUGUUCGUGUGGGCUUGAGCUGAAUGCAUGAUCAGUUUGUUGGCAUGCUUCCUUGCGAACUCUGACUUGCCAGAACCAAAUGAGAAGCUACAAAUGCAAGAACCAGACAUAGUAACUUGACAUAGUGAUUUCACAGAGAUCAAGCAAGAAGUAAAACCCUUAACCAAGAUUCCCCAGAUUAUAAGGUGUAUGCUUCUGUGCAAAAUCUGCUUUAGUGCAAGAAACUUUAAUUCCCUUUCUUGCUCGUCGAGGCAUGUCAUGUCACUAUCAAACUGCGACCUAAUACUGGCAUUCUCUUAAACACAUGCAUAACUGUACAAGAUUUUCUCAUCUUCUUGCCGGCCAUUAAAAAGCUACUGCUUACUGCAAUCUCAGCCAUGCUAAGUGCAUAUUAAGAUUCUUCGUGGACAUCAUCCAAGAACAUCCAGCAGGUGGAUUGUCAAUUUUGCUGCUCCUUGACUGGUUGAUUUUGCUGAUAUUAUUGGUUUUAGUUAAAGAGUGAAAAGUUCAGCAAACAGACUAAAGAAAUUGAAUGUUUGCGGGCGGGGCAAGUUGAAAGUUUGCGGGUUAAGGCUUCACCCCCUCCCCCGGCCUUGUCCGCUUGCCAUCUCUACUGGCUGUCGCUCUUCCUCUCCUUUCUUUUUGUGCUAAAAUUGUAUGUCAUACUGUGAAUGACCUUUUAGUUCUUUGAUUUCUAUUGUCAAGGGAUUUUUUCUCUUAUGUAACAAAUUGUGAGCAUUUAAUUUUUUUUUUGUAUAUGCCAAUGCAAAAUAAAAGUGAAUCUAUUAUCUUUUAAUCAGCA
This is a messenger RNA of Nicotiana tabacum (common tobacco), 5336 nucleotides long. Lineage: Eukaryota; Viridiplantae; Streptophyta; Magnoliopsida; Solanales; Solanaceae. The record is from RefSeq and is a predicted model, not a curated record.